Molecule: messenger RNA, 2728 nt
Organism: Camellia sinensis
Lineage: Eukaryota; Viridiplantae; Streptophyta; Magnoliopsida; Ericales; Theaceae
Gene: PRHA
Product: pathogenesis related homeodomain protein A
Biological process (GO): negative regulation of gene expression, epigenetic
Cellular component (GO): nucleus
Molecular function (GO): chromatin binding; DNA binding
Source: RefSeq, a predicted model, not a curated record
UAGGUAGAAGAAUUUUGUUAGAGAGAGACCUGACCGUUGGCUGGCCGGGAAGGGGAAGAGACCCAAAAGGCAGCCAAAGAGUACUACGCCGAAGCUACAAAAACUCAAUUCAAUUUGAACACUACUCCCAUAGAAGAACCCAAUACCAACCCAAUUUUCAAAUUUGAAAUCUGGGUUCUUUAUCUCAUUUCAAUCAAUCAAUCAAUUAGUCUUCAAUGUGUGUAUAUAUUUAUACAUAUACAUGGCAUUAGUCCAAGCCUACCUCAAGACUUAGAUCUUUCAUUCUCUCUCUUUCAUCAGUUCUAAGCAAUCGACAUGCGUGGAGGUGGAAAGAAGCUAACACACAAUGAUUUUGGGAAGCAUUAUUCAAACAAGGCAGGAAGUGUGUCUAAGCAGAGUGCACCAUUGAAGAUAGAAAAUGGUACCGAGAGAUUGCACAUGAAGAGACACAAACCAAAACUGAAGUCGCAUGGAAAUUCCAAUGGUUCAACUGUUUUGAAGAAAAAAGUUGUCAAGUCUGUAAGCAAUGGGAUGAGAAACAAUUCCUCAGGUAAAAAUGUGAAUAGUACAACAGAUCUGCACAAAACAAAGUCCAACAAGAAACAGCAUUCCUCAAGCCUUGAAGGUGAAGACAUUUUACUUGACAAUUCUAAGGAAAUUGGAAAACAAGCCAAUGGAGACGAUGUUAAAUCUAAAAAGUUGAAGAAGAGGAGGAAGCGUAGGAGACAAAGGGAUAAUACAGAGUUAGAUGAAGCUUCGCGCUUGAAAAGGAGGGCAAGAUACCUAUUAAUAAAAGUGAAGUUGGAGCUAAACCUUAUUGAAGCUUAUUCAGGGGAAGGUUGGAAAGGCCAAAGUCGAGAAAAGAUCAAGCCGGAAAAUGAACUUCAAAGAGCCAAGAAGCAGAUUUUAAAGUGUAAACUUGGAAUCCGUGAUGCCAUUCACCAACUGGAUUUGCUUAGCUCUGUAGGGUGUAUUGAAGGCUCUGCAAUUGCACCAGAUGGAUCCGUAUACCAUGAACAUAUAAUCUGUGCAAAGUGCAAGUUGCGGGAAGCUUUCCCUGAUAAUGAUAUUAUACUUUGUGAUGGGACAUGCAAUUGUGCUUUUCACCAAAAAUGUCUUGAUCCUCCUCUGUUGACUGAAAAUAUUCCUCCAGAAGAUCAAGGAUGGUUUUGCAAAUUUUGCGAGUGUAAGAUGGAAAUAUUGGAUGCAAUGAAUGCUCAUCUUGGGACUCACUUUUCUGCCGACAGUCAUUGGCAGGAAAUCUUCAAGGAAGAAGCUGCUUUACCUGAUGGUGGAGGUGCUUUCCUAGAUCCAGAACAAGAAUGGCCUUCUGAUGAUUCAGAAGAUGAUGACUAUGAUCCAGAAAAAAUUGAAAAUAGCUGCAGUUACAGCAGGGCUGGCUCUGAAGCUGAUGAUUUAGAUGAUGCAAGCAGUUCCAGCAGUUUAUGGUCACUUGAAGAGGAAGUGUUUUCUGAGUCAGGGAGGCCAUCCAAGAAGCACAAGGACGGUCAGAAUGCCUCUUUCGAAUCAUCUAUUGGUGUAGAUUCGGAUGAGACAACUGAUUGUGAGGUUUUAAGUGGCCCCAGGCUGCGGAAAGCUGUUGAUUAUAAGAAGUUAUAUGAUGAAAUGUUUGGAAAGGAUGCUCUUGUGAGUGAACAAAUUAGUGAAGAUGAAGAUUGGGGCCCUGCUAAAAGAAAAAGGAGAGAAAAGGAGUCUGAUGCAGCCACCACCCUUAUGACUCUAUCUGAAAGUGAGAAGAAAUUUCCAAAUGUGAAUACUGUGGAAGACCAAGAGAAACUUCCUCACAGUGGGAAAACUAAACGAUCAUUUUUCAGAAUCCCUCCCAAUGCUGUUGAGAAGCUUCGCAUUGCAUUUGCUGAGAAUGAACUUCCAUCUAAAGCUGUGAAGGAUAACCUUUCCCAGCAACUAGGAAUUGAAUCUGAGAAGGUUAACAAAUGGUUCAAAAACGCACGUUACAUAGCUCUUAAAGCCAGAAAGACAGAGAGAGCAAAAAAAAUUCUCUGUGGUAGUCCAAAAUUCACCAAGGAAUCGAGAUCCAAAAUUGGAAAGGAUAAAACCGCUGAUCCAUUGGCAUCAAAGGAUAUAUCAUCAACAACUGCAGUCCAUUCACCUAGGCAUUUGAAGAAAGCUAGCGGGAAAAAGAACGUGCAAUAUAUUACUUAUGCUUUAAAGAAAAAGCACCACAAAAGAGCUUUGUAUAAUAGCAAUAAGGCUGACAUGGAGUUUGGUGAUGAUGUGAGCCUCAAGAUUUUGAAAGCUUUCGCGAAGAAAAAGAAGAAGAGAGUAAACUUGGUGGGUGGAGGUGGAGUAGAAGAAGCAGAGGCUGAGUUGGAGAGGCUCUGUAAAAUCAAGGGUAAGGUAGAAAAACUCCAAAAGGUUUUAUUGGGACUUCCAAAUCACAUAUCCAUUAUCAAAACCACCACCACGACAGAUGACCAUUCUGUUGUAUAUGUCCCUGUAGCAGAGCUAAGGGAGAAAAGAUGAUGCUCUCUCUCUCUCUCCCUCUCUCUCUCUCUCUCUCUCUCUCUCUCUCAAGAGUUUUGCACGCAAGUGUACUUCUGUUUCUUCAGUUGUUAAAGAAACAGACUUUUUUGGGGGUAUAUAUGCAAAAUAUUUAGUGCUUUACUUUUUCAAAAUGUCUUGGACCCAUUGUAAAUAUAAAACAAAGAGUUAUAUAUGAGAAAAACGAUUGUAGAAAUUGCACUUA